GGGGACACUACGAUCCCAAAAAAGCACCAUUCUCAUUUGUUCUUUGCCCUGGAGCUAUGGAAGCAUACAUCACUAAAUAUUAUAACGCCACAUCUAAUGAGAUGCCCAGGGUGGAGGACAACUUCGCCCUCAGCUCUAGCUAUAGCCAUCUCCCAGUCGUCCUCUUAUGUUACUUCUUGGUGGUGAAGGCCUUCGGGCCGAAGUGGAUGAAGGAUAAGAAGCCGUUCGUCUUGCGGGAGGUCAUCAUGGUCUAUAACCUAUCACAAGUCCUCGCCAACGCCUAUCUACUCUAUUUGGCCCUCAGCUAUUGGGGAUUCGAUAUACUCAGAUCCUGGAACCAUGUCUGCAAUCCAAUCACAGAAACCAUCGGAUUCGAUUUAAAAAAUCAAUACAGAUUCAUGGAGGUCAUGCAUUAUUACCACAUCACUAAAAUCGUCGAUCUCCUAGAUACCGUAUUCUUCGUAUUGAGGAAGAAGGAAUCCCAAAUAACAACGCUUCAUCUGUUCCACCAUUCAACUAUGGUUGUAAAUUCCUGGUUAACAAUGACACCACUAAGGGAGCAAGUUAGCGCCUUAUUUGGAGUUUUAAACUUGAUCGUCCACGUCUUCAUGUACACAUACUACUUCCUGGCAGGUUUCGGUCCCAAAGUCCAGAAAUAUCUGUGGUGGAAGAAGCACCUUACGAGGAUGCAGUUGGUGCAGUUCGUUUUGAUGCUUGCAAUUCUUGCGAAGAUGAAAUUGAUCCAAUGCCAGUGCAGUCCUUGGUUCUGGAGUUUAUGGGCGUUCAACAUAUCAGUCUACUUUGGACUAUUCCUGAACUUUUAUAUUUCCUCUUACAAUAAGAAAAGAGAAAAAUCACAGUAGUCAAAAUAAAAGCAACAAUAUCAAUCAUUGUUAUAUCCAAUAUAUAAAAGUGUGAUCUGAUCUAAUUUCUGAAAGGAACUUUCAAGCACUUUAUUUGCUAUUUAAAACUUCUAUUUUGACUAAUGCAAACAAAUUUUUAACCAAUGUUUACCUUCCAGAGUGCAGAAAUUAAGAGAAAAUAAAUCAUGACUCCAACAUUAGAAUAUAUUUUUAAAUGCAUGUAAUGCUUGAAAAUUAUUGAAUCAUUGAAACACUCAGAUCAGAACAUACUUCGGAUCAACUACCUGCCUAUUUUACCU
Nezara viridula (southern green stink bug) is the source of this 1162-nucleotide messenger RNA. The record is from the annotation of a GenBank genome assembly. Lineage: Eukaryota; Metazoa; Arthropoda; Insecta; Hemiptera; Pentatomidae.